This is a messenger RNA of Cloeon dipterum, 1379 nucleotides long. RefSeq names its product trypsin-1-like. NCBI's taxonomy places the organism in Eukaryota, Metazoa, Arthropoda, Insecta, Ephemeroptera, Baetidae. The record is from RefSeq and is a predicted model, not a curated record. The transcript has 7 exons. The coding region runs from base 153 to 1094 and encodes 313 amino acids. Gene Ontology annotation, molecular function: serine-type endopeptidase activity. Gene Ontology annotation, biological process: proteolysis.
CUUUGCGUUUCAGUUUUCCUCGUUCGCUGGGUCGGCGUGGUCGUGGUCGCUGGUCGCUCUCGCGCGUGCCGCACAUCCAGCUCCCCGUUAAAGGAGCGUGUAACGGAGCGAGCAAAGAGUCAGUCAGCCCUGCGUCCGUCAACCAAGCGGACAUGGCCCCGCGGACAGUGCUCCUGCUCGUCGUUGUCCUCGCUGCCGGCGCCUCUGCAGCCGACCAAAGCAACGCUCUCGACGCUCCUCAGCCUAAGGGCAUUCUUCUGACAGGGACGAAAACCUUCUUUAGCUACUUCAGGCCGUCGUCCCCGACGCAGGAAACCGUCGCCACGAAAACAUGUAACUGCGUGUGCGGCGAAAAGAACGAGGACAGCAGAAUCGUGGGCGGACAAGAGACUGCGGUCAACGAGUACCCGUGGAUGGCGCGGCUCUCCUACUUCGGCCGCUUCUACUGCGGAGGCACCCUCAUCAACGACAGAUACGUCGUCACGGCUGCCCACUGCGUUAGAGGAUUCAUGUGGUUCAUGAUCCGAGUGUCAUUCGGCGAGCACGACAGAUGCGACAAAGAGGGCAAACCAGAGUCUCGCUUCGUGUUGCGGGCGAUCGUGCAGGAUUUCACGUUCCUCAACUUCGACCACGACAUCGCGCUGCUGCGGCUUAACGACAGAGUGCCCAUUUCGGCCAAUAUCAAGCCCAUUUGCCUUCCCACAGUCACUGAAGAGAAAUACGUGGGAAAGAUCGGUACCGCGUCCGGCUGGGGCACAACCCAAGAGGAUGGGAAGCCGAGCUGCGUGCUGCGCGAGGUGGACGUGCCGGUCAUGAGCAAUGAGGACUGCAGGAAGACCAACUACACCGAGCAGAUGAUCACGGACAACAUGAUGUGCGCCGGCUACCCUGACGGCCAGAAGGAUUCUUGCCAGGGUGACAGUGGAGGACCCUUCAUCACUGAGAGGGCAGACAAGCGGUUUGAACUAAUUGGUGUGGUCUCGUGGGGCAACGGAUGUGCUCGUCCAGGCUUCCCUGGAGUGUACACCCGCGUGACCCGCUACCUCGACUGGAUCGAGAAGAACUCGCAGGACGGCUGUUACUGCACCAACUAAUAUACUCCUGAUGCGCCGAUGACAAUCACACGGGUAUUCCAAUGAAGCAUACUCUGGUCGGAGUGAAAAUUGAGAGAGUCGAGAGUGCAACAAUUCGUGUGACUGGUGUAUGAAAUGAGAUGUUAAUUUAAUAUUUAUGUGAUUGAGUGAAAAUAUUCUUGUCUUAAAUUUAAAUAUGCUCUCAUUUCUUUUUGAAGUGAGAAAAAAUUCAAGCGCUGGAUACGAGUUUUUAGUUUUGUAAGCUGUAUUUAUACAAAUAAAUAAAUAUAUACAUAUUUCACCAAA